CGGCAACGGCGGCGGCCUCAGAGAUGCCUUCGACGUCGCCAUUGAAGGGGUUAUGAGGAGGUUUAAAGAGCAAGAAGGGUGGGGGUACAAAUGGAAAUGAAGAAAGAUCAGGGGUGCAACAUGCAAAUAAGAAGAAAUAAGGGCAAAUUUUAUUUUAUUUUAUUCUUUUCUUUAGGGAUAUAUCGUAAAUUCUUUUGGUCGGAUUGUUGUUGUAUAAUAUAAUUAAUAGGGGGUUUUAGGAGAAUAAAUUUUGGGGUGUAAUUUAUAUCUAUAUUUAACGGAGACAUAAAAGUUGAUAAAACGGGGGAUGGAAUGGGGAAAAAAAAAGGCAGAGGAGCCAUCAUUGGGUGGUGGUGGUCCUUGGGAUAAUGUGUGGUGCAUUGAGGGGUCCAAGUCCAUAUUUGGAAUCAUAGAAAAUUGGUUUUAAUAUAUAGUCGGGAAAAUUAUGUCUGAAAUAUAAGAAAAUUAAAGCCUUUGUGCAAUAACUUUAGCUUUAAUUUUUUGGGCAAUGGCUUUUAGAAGAUAAUCAUAAAGUCAGUUUGGUGUACAACUUGAAUGCCCAUUUUUGGGCAGACUUUAUUAUAGCUUAAAAUUUUAAA
This is a messenger RNA of Momordica charantia (bitter melon), 599 nucleotides long. It is a transcript of the gene GT18, whose product is annotated as glycosyltransferase 18. The record is from RefSeq and is a predicted model, not a curated record. Gene Ontology annotation, biological process: xyloglucan biosynthetic process. Lineage: Eukaryota; Viridiplantae; Streptophyta; Magnoliopsida; Cucurbitales; Cucurbitaceae. Gene Ontology annotation, molecular function: galactosyltransferase activity.